AUGGACAAUCUGUUGGAUGAGGACCCAUUCUUCACCACUCUCUUACAAAGUGGAGGAGAAGGUCCUAUUACCACUCCAACAUUCUCACAGCAUUCUAAUGUUGUGGUCGCUUCAACCCCUUUUCACGGUGAAAAGAGGCCUCUAACAAAAAAAGUUCAAAGAGGAGCUUCUUUCAUUGUUGAGGAGGAUAAUGUACUUGUCUCUGGUUGGCUCAACAUUAGUAUUGAUGCCAUUCGGGGAACUAAUCAGAAAUCCACUCAAAUGUGGGAGAGGAUUUAUGAAUUUUAUCACGAAUAUAAAAAACCACAGACUAUGAACCGUUCGGUUGGAUCAUUGAUCAAUCGUUGGUCCAUGAUUCAGAAAUGCACAAAUAAGUUUUGUGCAUAUCUAGCUCAAGUAGAGUCAUUGCACUCGAGUGGUGCAACCGAACAAGAUAAGGCAAAAAUAUUGUACAAAGAGAUGGAACGAGGAAAUUUCACAAUGGACCAUUCUUGGAAUCUUUUGAGACACCAACCCAAAUGGCAUCAACAUAUGAAUACGCUGAAUACGAGGAGAAAGCCACAUGAUAAACAUCCUUCCAAUGAGCAGUCAAGUGAAGUUUUGGGCGAUGUUGUGGAGGAGCAUGUUGAAAGGCCUGCUGGAAAAAAGGCUGAAAAGGAAAACUUGAGGAAGCGAAAGGCUCAAGAAUCAUCUGAUGCUGAGUUCAACACGGCAUUAGGAGCAAUGACCGAGGAUAGACGAUUGUUCAUGGUGGAGAGAAGAGAAUGGUAG
This is a messenger RNA of Carya illinoinensis, 771 nucleotides long. Its product is annotated as glutathione S-transferase T3-like. The coding region runs from base 1 to 771 and encodes 256 amino acids. NCBI's taxonomy places the organism in Eukaryota, Viridiplantae, Streptophyta, Magnoliopsida, Fagales, Juglandaceae. The record is from RefSeq and is a predicted model, not a curated record. The transcript is spliced from 2 exons.